This is a messenger RNA of Magnolia sinica, 3226 nucleotides long. RefSeq names its product ATPase 9, plasma membrane-type. NCBI's taxonomy places the organism in Eukaryota, Viridiplantae, Streptophyta, Magnoliopsida, Magnoliales, Magnoliaceae. Gene Ontology annotation, cellular component: plasma membrane. Gene Ontology annotation, biological process: regulation of intracellular pH; proton export across plasma membrane. Gene Ontology annotation, molecular function: ATP binding; P-type proton-exporting transporter activity; ATP hydrolysis activity. The record is from RefSeq and is a predicted model, not a curated record. The transcript is spliced from 15 exons. Bases 84 to 2951 code for a protein of 955 amino acids.
UUCCGUCCUUAUAUAAAACAUACUCUUCAUAGAAAUCCUCACUUCCUAUUCUCCCCCAAUUCCAUUCUCUCUAGAAAUCAACAAUGGCGAAUAACAGAGCCAGCAUCAGUCUCGAAGAAAUCAGGAACGAGACCAUUGAUCUCGAGCGGAUACCUGUGGAGGAAGUGUUUGAGCAGCUGAAAUGUACAAAGGAGGGGUUGACAACAGAAGAAGGAGAGCAAAGGAUCCAGAUCUUUGGCCCAAACAAGCUAGAAGAGAAAAAGGAUAGCAAGCUUCUCAAAUUCUUGGGUUUCAUGUGGAAUCCUCUGUCAUGGGUUAUGGAGCUCGCUGCUUUGAUGGCCAUUGCAUUGGCGAAUGGAGGGGGCAAACCUCCAGACUGGCCAGAUUUCUUGGGUAUUGUUGUGUUGCUGAUCAUCAACUCGACGAUCAGCUUCAUUGAAGAGAACAAUGCGGGCAAUGCAGCGGCUGCUUUGAUGGCAGGCCUCGCUCCCAAGACCAAGGUUCUUCGAAGUGGGAAAUGGACGGAACAAGAUGCAUCAAUCCUUGUACCAGGGGACAUUAUAAGCAUCAAGUUGGGUGACAUUGUUCCGGCAGACGCUCGGCUCCUUGAGGGUGAUCCACUCAAGAUUGAUCAAGCAGCCCUCACAGGUGAGUCCCUCCCAGUCACCAAGUAUGCCGGAGAUGAGGUCUUCUCUGGGUCUACAUGCAAGCAAGGUGAGAUCGAGGCCAUUGUCAUUGCCACUGGUGUCCACACAUUCUUCGGGAAGGCGGCCCACCUUGUGGACAGCACCAACCAAGUGGGACAUUUCCAAAAGGUCCUUACCGCCAUUGGUAACUUCUGUAUUUGUUCUAUCGCCGCGGGCAUGGUCAUAGAGAUUAUAGUGAUGUAUCCAAUCCAACGCCGUAAAUACAGAGAUGGGAUUGACAAUCUGUUGGUGUUGCUCAUUGGUGGUAUCCCCAUUGCAAUGCCCACGGUGUUGUCAGUGACUAUGGCCAUUGGUUCGCACCGUCUGUCCGAGCAAGGCGCCAUCACGAAGAGGAUGACGGCCAUCGAAGAGCUGGCUGGGAUGGAUGUGCUGUGCAGCGACAAGACAGGGACCCUCACACUUAACAAGCUUACUGUUGACAAAAGCCUGAUCGAGGUGUUUGUGAAGGAUAUGGACAAGGACACCGUUGUGUUGCUUGCAGCAAGGGCUUCAAGGGUCGAAAACCAGGAUGCAAUUGAUACGUCCAUCGUCGGAAUGUUGGCUGACCCCAAGGAGGCACGAGCAGGGAUCGAAGAGGUGCAUUUCCUUCCCUUCAAUCCUGUGGAGAAGCGGACGGCUAUAACUUACAUUGAGCCCAACGGCACGUGGCACAGGUGCAGCAAGGGCGCACCCGAGCAGGUCAUUGAGCUCUGCGACCUCAAGGGAGAUGCCAUGAACAAAGUCCAUGCCAUCAUUGACAAGUUUGCCGAUCGCGGCCUUCGCUCACUGGCCGUGUGCAGACAGACGGUGCCAGAGGCUAACAAGGAGAGCCCUGGGGGGCCAUGGCAAUUCGUGGGCCUGUUGCCGCUGUUUGACCCGCCGAGGCAUGAUAGCGCAGAGACCAUCCGCAGGGCACUCAACCUUGGAGUCAAUGUGAAGAUGAUCACAGGCGAUCAGCUUGCGAUUGGCAAGGAGACGGGCCGCAGGUUGGGCAUGGGCACCAACAUGUACCCCUCCUCCUCCCUCCUUGGCCAGUGCAAGGACGAGUCCAUUGCCUCUAUCCCUGUCGACGAGCUCAUCGAGAAAGCUGAUGGCUUCGCCGGAGUUUUCCCAGAGCAUAAGUAUGAGAUAGUGAAGAAGCUGCAGGAAAGGAACCACAUCUGUGGCAUGACAGGAGAUGGAGUGAAUGAUGCACCAGCGCUGAAGAAGGCAGACAUCGGAAUUGCAGUGGACGAUGCAACAGAUGCAGCCCGGAGUGCCUCCGACAUUGUCCUGACGGAGCCUGGCCUGAGUGUCAUCAUCAGCGCAGUGUUGACCAGCCGGGCCAUCUUCCAAAGGAUGAAGAACUACACAAUCUACGCAGUGUCCAUCACAAUCAGGAUUGUGCUCGGCUUCAUGCUCAUUGCGCUCAUCUGGAAGUUUGAUUUCUCUCCCUUCAUGGUCCUCGUCAUUGCCAUACUCAACGACGGCACCAUCAUGACCAUCUCCAAGGACAGAGUAAAGCCGUCGCCAUUGCCAGAUUCAUGGAAGCUCAAGGAGAUCUUCGCCACUGGCGUCGUCCUCGGCACCUAUCUCGCUCUCAUGACCGUUGUCUUCUUCUGGGUGGCACAGGCCACCGAUUUCUUCUCCGAACGGUUCAGAGUGCGGUCCAUCAGGAGCAACAACGAAGAGCUUACAGCAGCUGUCUAUCUCCAAGUGAGCAUUGUGAGCCAGGCACUCAUCUUUGUCACCCGGUCCCGGAGCUGGUCAUUCAUCGAACGACCUGGACUCUUGCUCGUCGGUGCUUUCGUCGCAGCCCAGCUGUUGGCCACAUUCAUCGCUGUGUAUGCAAACUGGGGCUUUGCUAGGAUCCAAGGCAUCGGAUGGGGGUGGGCUGGUGUCAUCUGGCUGUACAGCAUCAUCUUCUACUUUCCCCUCGACAUCCUGAAAUUCCUGACCCGCUAUGGCUUAAGUGGCAAAGCAUGGGAUAAUUUGAUUGAGAACAGGACGGCCUUCACAAGUAAGAAGGAUUACGGCAGGGAAGAGAGGGAGGCCCAGUGGGCCCAUGCCCAACGCACCCUUCAUGGCCUCCAGCCCGCCGACACAAGCAAUCUCUUCAACGAGAAGAACAGCUACAGGGAGCUAUCUGAGCUUGCUGAGCAAGCAAAGAGGCGUGCAGAGGUCGCAAGGCUAAGGGAGCUUCACACGCUCAAAGGGCACGUGGAAUCAGUGGUGAAGCUGAAAGGACUGGAUAUCGAGACCAUCCAACAGCACUACACAGUGUAAGAGUAGAAGAUAGAAGUGAGAGAAAUAUUGUUGCCUUUGCUGGAGAAGGGGAAAUUGCAGAGAAGAGAAAAGCUGGCGUCGAUUUCUUUUGUUUUUUCUUCAUUUGAUGUAAGUGGGGGAAUAAUCAGGAACUUUGGAUCAGAUCACUGAUGCGAUAAGAAAAUAAAAGGAAAAAAAACAGAGAGAGAAUGGGCCCGUCUGUUUAAAUCCGGUGAUUGUUAUUCAUUCUUUUUACGAUAUAUAUACCCUUCUUUGCAAAGGACUUGGGGUUGAUU